Messenger RNA from Cyprinus carpio (common carp), 5505 nucleotides. RefSeq names its product calmodulin-binding transcription activator 2-like. Gene Ontology annotation, biological process: regulation of transcription by RNA polymerase II. Gene Ontology annotation, molecular function: transcription coregulator activity; protein binding; double-stranded DNA binding. The record is from RefSeq and is a predicted model, not a curated record. Gene Ontology annotation, cellular component: nucleus. Lineage: Eukaryota; Metazoa; Chordata; Actinopteri; Cypriniformes; Cyprinidae.
UAUCUAUCUAUCUAUCUAUCUGUCCUUCUGUCUGUCUGUCUGUCUGCGCGCGUUCUCGGCUCCGGCGGGCGCGCGCCUGCGUGACGUCACGGUUGUGAAGAAGAUGGCGGCGCUCGUGAAGGCGGAAGUGUUGCAGUUUUGUCCUCCCCGGAUCAUGUGACUGCCUCCUGCAGGCCGGAGGAGUGUGUGAACUUCACCAUGAACAACAAGGACACGACGACUGAGUCCGAGACCAGCGGUCAGAUGAAAGCAUUUGUACCCAAUAAGCUGCUGGAGUGUUUGCCUCGCACCACCACUUUACCCAAAGAGAGACUGCGCUGGAACACCAAUGAGGAAAUUGCAUCCUUCCUGAUUUCGUUCGACAGACAUGACGAGUGGCUUUCUUGCACGCUUAAGACCAGGCCACAGAACGGUUCAGUCAUCCUGUACAAUCGCAAGAAGGUCAAAUACAGGAAAGAUGGAUAUUGCUGGAAGAAGAGGAAGGACGGAAAGACGACCAGAGAGGAUCACAUGAAGCUGAAGGUUCAGGGCAUGGAGUGUCUUUACGGUUGUUAUGUUCAUUCCUCCAUCGUUCCAACAUUCCACAGAAGAUGCUAUUGGCUGCUGCAGAACCCAGACAUUGUUCUAGUGCACUAUCUGAACGUGCCGUCACUGGAGGACAGUGUGAAGUCGUGUGGCCCGGUGUCGUGUGCUCUGACCGACCGCAGGGACAGUCUGCGCUGGAGCCGAGACGAACUGCUGUCUCAACUCAAACCCAUGUUCCACAGUAUUUUUUAUGUUUUGUGUGUGAAGUGUUUUGUUGUGUUUUUGUUUGUGUUUAUUGUGCAGUUUGUAAUGGAAACCCAACAGACCAAACCCCAACCACGAACACACACCUGCCUCUGUGCAUCUCCCGGAUCCAACAUUCCUCACCGCUGCAACAGCACCAAACAUCGCAUCAUCUCGCCCAAACUGCCCACCCCUCACCCCGCCCUCAGCGAGCUGCAGAAUCUGGCCAGUGAGGGCUCCGGAGCGGAGGCCGGGCGGGAGCUGGGCUCCAGCGAUGCUUUAGUCGCUGUCAUGCCUUCAGAGAGGAAGCAGCCGUCCGGUGCGCUAGAAGAUGGUGGGCGGGUCGAGGACACGGGGGGCGUGGCUUCACCGUGCUCUGCCUCUUCCUCGUCCUCCUCGAGUCCGCCCCAAACGCAGCGGGCGGCGACAAUCGCUCUUAGCAACGGAAACAGAUUCUACGGUGACCAGCGGUGCGGAUUGGCAGCGGUGGCACUGCCGCAGAAUGCGCUCAUCGUCAUGACGACGGCAGCGGCGAUGGGGCGUGGCUGUGGGGAGGAGCCAAACACUGAGUUAGGCUCCACCCACCUUUCGCUCACCCGCGCCGGCGGGCGGCUCGUUCUUUCUCCUGUGCCGCCCAAACAGGACACGCUCUCUCCGCCAAGCUCCGCCUCCCCAACGAGCCCCGCCCCACCCAAUCAGGGCGUGGCCACUCUGUCACUCACUCUCCUGCCCAGCCCUGUGAUUGGAGGACUCCUGCUGACCUCCCGGGACACCCCCGGGAUGCUCCUGCAUCCAGCGUCUCCGUCCCCCUCGCUGCUCCCAUUCGACCCCGAUUCCUUUCUCAACAGCCCCAAACAGGGGCAGACCUAUGGAGGCCCCGCCCUUACACCCCACUCCAUCUCCGCCUCCUCUUCCCCGUCUCCGCCUCCUUCCACAUCUCCUCAGCCCCCGUCUCUCGCUCUGUCUCUUUCUCCCACGUCUCCGCCGUCGUCUCUAUCCUCCCUCUCUUCUGAGACGGAAAGGAAGAGUGUUCUGGGUCAUCCCUCCUCCAGUCCGGUCUCCCUGUCUCUUUCGCUAUCUCCAACGCGAACGAUUCCCGCACUUCUCCCGUUGUGUCUGGAGUCAUCAUUAGGACUUGAUUCGUUUAGUCCACCCUCCGACAACGGAGCUCCUCCCACCGGAUUCAACGCUCAAGCCCAGCCCAGUCAUCUCCUGCCCAAUCAGCUCUCUCCGGCCGCCAACAGGACGACCCAUAUAACACCCUCCCUCCAAGUGCUGCCGACCAAUCAGCUGCCUCCAGAGAGAGAAAAGGCGGAGUCACAGCACCCUUGUCUUCUAGAAACGCACCCCAUGUGCAUUCAACCACCGAAUCUGACCCCGCCCCCUGCCACGCCCCCAAGCGUGAGUCCUGUACAAGUGAAGGAGGAGCAGUCUCCGCCCACUCAUGCACAUUUCGAAUCAGACGUCACGCCCAUGGACACCACCCACUGUGCCCAUAUAGACGGCGAGGAGGCGGGGCUGACGUUUGACUCCGCCUUCCCCGACCUCAUAUCUGAGCUGAUCACAGAGGAGCCCAUCAGCCACCCGCCCACCCUGGCUCCGCCCGUUUACCCCGUCAGGUACAUGGUUCCGCCUCAGCCGACACCGUCCACCUCGUUCCUGCCCUUCCCGCUCCUUACAAACGCGCACUCGCUUGCGUCCGGCGCCUCUCCGGAAGAAACCCAGCGGCUGUCCAACAUCACGGACUUCUCACCCGAGUGGUCAUACCCAGAGGGCGGAGUGAAGGUGCUGAUCACAGGCCCGUGGUCAGAGACGGACGGCCGAUACUCCUGUGUGUUUGACCAGAGCAGAGUUCCUGCUUCUCUCAUCCAGCCAGGCGUCCUGCGCUGUUACUGUCCGGCUCAUGAAGCUGGACUCGUCGCUCUGCACGUGUUGAAGGACUCCAGCGCCGUCUCCUCCUCAGUGCUGUUUGAGUAUCGCGCUCGCAACGCCUCGUCCUUACCGAGCUCACAGCUGGACUGGUUAUCACUGGACGAUAACCAGUUCAGGAUGUCGAUUCUGGAGCGUUUGGAGCAGAUGGAGCGGCGAAUGGCAGAAAUGUCAAAUAACAGUCAGCAGAGUCACAUGAUUCACUACCAUCAGCAGCUGUGGAGGAACCAGAGCUCCGCUCCGCGCUUGACUCCUGAAAACCAGUCAGGGCUGUGGUUCGAGCGCAGGAUUGUGGCUGUGUGCGAGCGGAUGAUGGCCGGCGGUUGCUGGGAACGAGGCGGUGAGACAGACAGACUCACACACUCCGUCAGACACCGAGGGAUGACGCUGCUGCACCUCGCCGCCGCUCAGGGAUACACACAGCUCAUACACACACUCAUACGCUGGAGGAGUAUCAGUGUGAAUAGUUUGGAUCUGGAACAGGAAGUGGAUCCUCUGAACGUUGAUCAUUUCUCCUGCACACCUCUGAUGUGGGCGUGUGCUCUGGGUCAUCAGGCCGCAGCCGUGUUGUUGUACCACUGGAGCAGCGCGGCUCUGGGAAUCCCAGACUCUCUGGGUCGUUUGCCUCUGGCCGUGGCACAUUCACGUGGACACACACGUCUAGCGCGCUGUUUGGAGGAGUUACACACACACUCUCAGACACUGGAACACACACCGGACACGGCCUCACCUCCGUACCGACCCCUGUCUCCACUGUCCAGCAGCCCUGACACGGGUUUGAGCUCGUCCAGCAGUGUCCCCUCCCCCAGUGACCCGCCCUCUCCCUCCCCAAGCUCCGCCUACUCCAGUGGCUCUGUUCCUGACCCCAUGGACUCCCCCUCCUCCCCGUUCUCAGCCCCGCCCCCGGCCGCUUCCACUGACUCGCUCUUCCUGAUGGACUGUGAGGCUGCGAGUCCCUCCCCGGCGGCCGUGUCGCUUCACUCGGAGCUCGCCGACGAGCUGCUCAACUACAGUGAGAACGCAGAGAACGAGGACUUCCUGUCUGACGAGGUCCUACAGGUUGACAUGGCAACGCUGGCCGAGCAGAUCAUCGAGGCCACGCCUGAGCGAAUCAAACAGGAGGAGUUUAACCGGGAGGCGGAGUCACCGCUGCGAGAGAGGCGGGACAAUCCUGCCAUUCACGACACCAUGCCGUGGCUCGCCACAUACCUCGACACCGUCGACAGGAGUCGGUGUCCCACCCCUCCCUCGCUCCUCAGUGAUUUGGCACUGCAGAGGCUCCGCCCCCCGAGCAGUGUAGCGUGGGCGGAGUUUCUGAAUGCCUCAGCCAAUGGAAGGAUGGAGAGAGACUUCGCCCUGCUGACGCUGACAGACACGGAGCAGAGAGAGCUGUAUGAAGCUGCGCGUGUCAUCCAGAAUGCCUUCCGCAGAUACAAGGGGCGGAGGCUAAAGGAGCAGCAGGACAUGGCUGCAGCCGUAAUACAGCGCUGUUACCGCAAAUACAAACAGCUAACAUGGAUAGCACUGAAGUACGCCUUGUAUAAGAAGAUGACGCAGGCAGCCAUACUAAUUCAGAGUAAGUUCCGCAGUUAUUACGAGCAGAAGAAGUUCCAGCAGUCGCGACGGGCGGCCGUCCUCAUCCAGCAGUACUACCGCAGCUAUAAAGAGUAUGAGCGCAUCAAGCAGGGGCCGCGUGGCCCCGGGGCCCUCAACACCAAGCUCAAGUGAGGCUCGUUCCUGACCAAGAAACAGGAUCAGGCUGCGCGGAAGAUCAUGCGCUUCCUCAGACGCUGCAGACACAGGAUAAAGGAGCUGAAACAGAGUAAAGAGCUGGAGCACAAAGGACUGACCACCUGACCACACACACACUCGUACAGCCGUGUUUACAAUCGCCCCUUCAUCACUCUCAUCACACACUCUGGAUUUCACUGAUUCAGAGAGAAGGCAGACACUCUCUCUCUCUCACACACACACACACACUUAAACACAUACACACACAGAAGUUUCUCUUUGGCUUCUUCUUUCCAGUCGUUGCUGCAACACUACCCUUGACUUUCAGCUAUCUGAAUGUUUGGAAUGUUUUUCUGUAUUAAUGGAUCUCUAUAUAAAUGUAAACAGCAUCUACUCUCUGAUACUGUAUGAUCAGAAACACACAGCUGAUUGUGUUAAUAUGAAGUUAUUUAUUGAUCUCUUGGAGAUAUAUUUUGUAAAUGACAGACGAAUGAACGAACGCUGCGCCGUAUCCAAAGUCUUAAAUUGUAGUUGCCAUGGAAACACUGCGGAAAUGUAACGUUGCCUAGUGACGUACACAUGAUUGCGAAUCUAGUCCAAUGGUUUGUUAAAUAAUAUUACUGCUUAUCUUCAUUAAAUAAAAUGAAUAUCAGGCCAGAAUAUAAAUGAAAUGUUGAGCUCUUUCAGCAGCAGCUGUCACAUAAAAUCAUUUUGGUUCGUCAUUUUGUAAAGACAAGUCAAAAUCUUCUGAAUUUUAGAGUUCACAUGAAACUAGUGUGAUAGAAAUCUCUUCUUGAAGUUGUGUGUGUGUAAAUCCAGUCGCAUAGUUUAUCUGUGUAACGACAGCAGUUUCUGCUGAUGAAGCUCGCUUUCUGGACGGUUUCAGAGAAACAAGACCUGAAACACAACCUGAACAAAAAUACAAAACACGUCUUACUUCCUUCCUGAGAUUAAAGACUUAGGAUUUUUUCUCUCUCUAAAACCUUUUUUUUCUUUUCUCACUUUUUUUCUAUAUUAUCUUUUUUUUUGUCUCCUCAAAAACUUUUUUCUCUCUCCAAAAAAAAAAAGAAAAAAAUU